Molecule: messenger RNA, 551 nt
Organism: Pundamilia nyererei
Lineage: Eukaryota; Metazoa; Chordata; Actinopteri; Cichliformes; Cichlidae
Product: antithrombin-III-like
Exons: 3
Molecular function (GO): serine-type endopeptidase inhibitor activity
Source: RefSeq, a predicted model, not a curated record
GUGGAGGAGACUCUGGACCUGGCAAAACUGAACAGUUGGUUGGAUCAGAUGAAGGAAACAACUGUCUCUGUUGAGGUCCCUCGCUUUAAGGUGGAGCACAGCUUCAGCUUGAAGGAGAAGCUUAAGGAAAUGGGAUUGACUGACCUGUUCAGCUCUGACAAGGCCAGCCUGCCAGGGAUGCUGGAGGAUAGCAACUUUGGCCUCUACAUCUCAGAUGCCUUCCAUAAAGCUUUCCUGGAGGUGAAUGAGGAGGGCAGUGAGGCGGCAGCAGCCACCGCUGUGGUGGCCGUUGGACGCUCCUUCAAUCCGUACAGGGAGGUUUUUACAGCCGACCGGCCGUUUCUGCUGCUCAUCAGAGAGUCCAUCAUCAACACACUGCUAUUCACCGGCCGUGUGGCUGAUCCCUGCAACCAAUAAAACCCUACACAUGAAGCGAUCACUGCUUUGUUAAAAGCCGCAAAUCGUAAAAAUAUAGUAAUAAAUAUUUCAAAAUGUAAAUAUACUGCAUAACAAUUCGGCACUGUGCUGUAUGAUGUGGAGCUAAUGCAAAC